This is a messenger RNA of Bubalus bubalis (water buffalo), 968 nucleotides long. Its product is annotated as spermatid nuclear transition protein 3-like. NCBI's taxonomy places the organism in Eukaryota, Metazoa, Chordata, Mammalia, Artiodactyla, Bovidae. Bases 434 to 766 code for a protein of 110 amino acids. The transcript has 2 exons. The record is from RefSeq and is a predicted model, not a curated record.
ACAUGGAAUAGGAGAGGCCAUGGAGUAUGACUUUGUUAAAACAUCCACUCCUUGCCAUGUGAACCUUCAGAAUUGAACAUGGAGUGAUGAAGAACAUUCAGCAAGUCACUUUGGGAAUGCUCUUUAGAGAGUGCUAAAGAAAAGCCCCUUUUGUUCAACCAGAGAAAUCUGCCUCCUGAGAAUCAGUGACAGAGGUAUCAGGAGUGGUACUUUGAUGGGAAAGCUAUAUCAUCGCCUCCCUCAGCAUCCACUAGCCCAUGUUGAUGGGCCAAGUGGUGCAUUGUGAUGUCUAAGCCCCCCAAGCCACCAUUGGCUGGGGUAGUGCCUAGCUGACCAAUCAGAUUGAAGAGUGUGGCUCCUCAUUGUCCUGAGAAGGUAUAUAUAGGGAGGGCAGAGGCAGAGAUUCUGGGUUAGGCCAUUUCUUGUCAUCAUCAUGACUAAAGUAACUAAGAAGCUAUGGCAGUCAAUAAGAGUUCCAAUGCGGUUUGCUUCAAGGGUGAAAGGAAGAAAGAAGAUCCUUUGUCAACGGAGAUACAGAGGCUGUGUGAAGGCACGAAAUAUGAUGAUGAGUGUCAGAAGACCUCUACAAGGAACCAUGAGAAAGAAAAUCCGAUCAUAUGCCACUCAAUCGAAGAAGGUGAAGAAAACAAGAAAGCCAAACUGUUUUUUCUGUUCCUGUGCACGUAAGAAACUGAAUCAAAGUAGAAAAAGAUACCAAAAUAGGAGGCAGAAUCAAAGAAGGAGGCAGAAUCAAAAGAGAAGAUAAGUCAGCCAUCCCAGAAUAAGAGACCCUGGAGAAGUACAACCUGGGCAGCCAGUAACUGAAUAGUAAAGGUCAGACAGUUUAGAAUUGUGUCUCCAGAGGUCUGCUUUCUUAAAAAUGGCCAACCAGGAAAAGACUGACUCUCACACUAACAUAGUAAACUGAUGGCUGCAAUUAAAAUAAACAUCAAAUGGUGAAAAGAUGA